AUGCCGCUUGCGGCUUGCCAGCUCUACGCCAAGAACACUGCGAGCGAGAGUCACUGCCCUCUUAGAAAAGGCGAUGGAAACAGUGAAAUCCCUCCUUCACCUGUUGUGGCUGUGGAAACAACUAACAUUAAAGUUAGUGGUGCUAGCAGUCAGGCCACCACCAGUGUGGAAGCUAGCAGUAAGACAUUGGACGACAGCCAACUGAGCCAAGAGCAAGAGGACGACGAGGAUGAACAGCCUCCACAUAAUCACAACGAACAUGAUGCAAGCCCAACUGAAGGAGCUGAGACAGCAGGUAGCUCCAGCCCCCGCAGCACCUUCACACUCCCGUCAGAUCCGGCACUAUGGGGACCCCUGACAGAGACGCUGAGGGAGGAGACCAUCCACAGAGGGCCCGCUGCCUUCCACAACCGGGCUAGCAGAGAUCCCAAAUCGUUUGCCGAGUGGAUGCUGCACUUGUACGACAAUGUGAGGCAGAACAACGGUACUGGACAGAGAGACCUGAAAAAGAUCAACCCAGGCACCCUGACAAUAGACCUCCAGCAUCUCUCCUCUGCCGAUUUCUCCUCAGUCAAUGAAUCAGUUGACUUCUACAAUAAAUCACUUAGCAGUCUCCUAGAUCUUCACGCCCCUCUCAGAACAAAAACUGUCACCUUUGAACGCUCAUCCCCUUGGCAAGCCUAUAGAGACCACCAGAAGGCCUAUGCAAGGUCCCUGAGAGAAGCACAGUCACAGUACUACUCCAACAUUAUCAACAAUAGCCCUGGAAACUCCAAACAACUUUUCUCAACUAUAAACCACAUCCUGAAACCACAAACUGUCUCUCAUCUUGAAGCCACAGAGAAAAGAGAAAAGGUUGACACCAUCCACUCCCUCCUAUCCACCUCCUCCACCCUGCCUGUCCAGACUGCCGACCCGCAGUUUGGGUUUACCCAACCUCUCUGCUGUUUUUCCGGCAUCUCACAGCAAGAGGUUGAGAGCAUCAUCAGAAAGAUGAAACCAUCCACCUGUGCCCUGGACCCUUUCCCCACAGCCCUGGUAAAAUCCAAUCUCCAUGCCAUAAGCCCCCUGAUCACAAAGGUCAUCAAUCACUCACUCCUGUCUGGCCAUGUUCCAUCUACACUGAAAACUGCUGUCAUCAGACCACUACUCAAAAAACCCACCUUAAACCCAGAAGUUUUUGCCAACUACAGGCCCAUCUCCAACCUUCCAUUCCUUUCCAAGGUGUUGGAAAAAGUAGUUGCUGCGCAACUUCAGGACCAUCUCAAACAAAACAACCUGUUUGAAAAAUCUCAGUCUGGCUUUCGCCCCAGCCACAGCACAGAAACAGCUCUGGUCAGGGUCACAAAUGACCUACUGAUGACGACUGAUGCUGGCUCACCUUCUCUACUCAUCCUCUUGGAUUUGACCGCAGCGUUCAUUCUGUACAUGCUCCUCCUUGGCCAUGUCAUCAGCCGACAUGGAAUUUCAUUCCAUUGCUACGCUGAUGACACUCAACUGUACCUCAGGACAAACAAAACCUCCUCUGCAGCCUUGCUAUCAUCCACCCUGACCACCUGCCUGGAGGAGAUUAAGGCAUGGAUGAAGCAAAACUUGCUGCAAUUAAACAGCUCCAAGACUGAAGCCAUUUUAGUCUGCACCCCUCAACAGGUCCGGUCAUCCGUCGUCACCAGCAUCACUUUUUUGGGCCAGGAUAUUACACUUUCACCAUCAGCCACCAACCUGGGUGUUAAAAUUGACUCCCAUCUGACUUUCGGCAUCAAGCAUCUGUGUAAAACCUCCUUUUUUCACCUCAGAUAUAUUGCCAAACUCCGUCCCACGCUCACUUUGGUUGACACAGAAAAGCUUGUCCAUGCCUUCGUCUCCUCCAGGCUGGACUAUUGCAAUGCACUCCUCAUCGGGAUUCCUGGCAAAAGUCUCCAGAAACUGCAAUACAUACAGAAC
Osmerus eperlanus (European smelt) is the source of this 1944-nucleotide messenger RNA. RefSeq lists its product as uncharacterized. The record is from RefSeq and is a predicted model, not a curated record. Lineage: Eukaryota; Metazoa; Chordata; Actinopteri; Osmeriformes; Osmeridae.